Molecule: messenger RNA, 705 nt
Organism: Mytilinidion resinicola
Lineage: Eukaryota; Fungi; Ascomycota; Dothideomycetes; Mytilinidiales; Mytilinidiaceae
Exons: 3
Coding region: 1-705 (234 amino acids)
Source: RefSeq, a predicted model, not a curated record
AUGGAUUUCGGCGAUGGUCGCGACAUAGCCGACAAAGAGCUCCCCCAUCUAGCGAGCGGAGCAGACAACCCUUCCAACGAACGACACGAGAAGGUUGGCAACCAGAGCCAAGAGCUCGAAGAGAUAGCCGACGAUGCCAAGUGGGUCGAAGAGAUGCUCGCAGAGAUUGCGAAGGUAGAGGAGGAACUCAAUCGCAUUGAAAGCCUCAUUCCCCAGGCUCAGGACCCUGUUUCCUCCCACCAUGCUCAAGUCUCGACCGGAUCCACAAUGGAACCCCCGCAUGACAUCGACGAGGCGUAUAAAUGCCUUGCCACUCUGAUAGAGGAACAUAAUUCUCUUAUAGCGCAAUACAAAGAACAUGUCGAAGAGAGCCAGUCGAUGCACCAGCGGCGCGAGCAAAUGGCCAAGAUCCGCAGGGAGAUCGUGCAAACGCUCCAAGAGAUGCACGCUUACGGCCAUGUGCCCGAGCACAAGCUCCAGGAGAUCCAGCAAACGAUCGACCAAUUGGACAAAGAGCAUAAGGAGAUGGAUCAGAGGCUCGACGAGGCUGUUAGAGAGAUCGAAGAGAUUGGGGGCAGGCUCGAUCAGAUCCACGCGCUAAAGGAAGUCCAGAUCAAAUAUCUCGAGGCCCAGGUUCCAGUUUCUCGUGAGCUGGAGAAUUCUUCGGCUGCGGCCGGGGCCUCGGCGAUUACGCUUGGCCAGUAG